Molecule: messenger RNA, 783 nt
Organism: Arthroderma uncinatum
Lineage: Eukaryota; Fungi; Ascomycota; Eurotiomycetes; Onygenales; Arthrodermataceae
Exons: 1
Coding region: 1-783 (260 amino acids)
Biological process (GO): transmembrane transport
Cellular component (GO): membrane
Molecular function (GO): transmembrane transporter activity
Source: RefSeq, a predicted model, not a curated record
AUGACAUCCCGUCUGACCCAUGAGGAGAAAGUCUACGCAAUUGAGCGACUUCGAGAAAACCAAACAGGUAUCGAGAAUAAACAUUUCAAAAUUCAGCAGUUCAAAGAAGUGUUCGAAGACCCACAAACCUACCUUCUGACACUCAUUACUACCGCUGGCCUCAUUCCCAAUGCCGCCAUAUCCCAAUUUCAGUCACUCAUCAUCAAGGAUAUUGGAUUCACCCCCAAGCAGACACAGCUUCUUUCAAUCCCUAGCGGGGUUGUUAAUAUCGUUGCAAUAGUUUCAGCAACUCUCCUAGCUGCUAAAUUCAGCAGGCGUACGUUGUUUAUGGUUAUCGUCCUUAUCCCUAGCCUUCUAGGUGCAUGUCUGCUCGCCUUCCUUGAUAACAGCCAUCCAGCAGCGAAACUGGCGGGAAAUUACCUUACCCACUGCAAUAAUGCAUUUCUGCCUCUCACAUACUCCCUCAUCACUGCAAAUUACGCAGGGCAUACAAAGAAAGUCACCAUGAACGCGGUCAUAUUGAUGGCAUUCUGCCUAGGAAACAUACUAGGCCCUCUAACCUUCAGGGAUGAAGAUGCGCCUCAGUUUAUACCCGCAAAGGUCACCAUCGUCAUAACUAUUUCAAUUACAAUAGUCUCUAUCAUUGCAUUGAGGUUCUACUAUGUUUAUGAAAAUAGGAGAAGAGAGAAGCGGCUGGAAGAAGGAGAAGUGCAGAACUCUGCUGAUUUCCUCGACAUGACUGAUCGGGAGAAUCUAUCAUUUCGUGUAAGCUUACCCUCCUAG